UUUUCCAAAUCAAGCAACGGAGGACUCUCCUCGAAGAAAAAUGGGAAGGGGCAAGAUAGAGAUCAAGCGAAUCGAGAACACCACCAACAGGCAGGUCACCUUCUGCAAGCGUCGCAACGGUUUGCUCAAGAAGGCCUACGAAUUGUCCGUCCUCUGCGACGCCGAGGUUGCUCUUAUCGUCUUCUCCAGCCGUGGCCGUCUCUAUGAAUAUGCUAACCACAGUGUUAAAACAACAAUUGAGAGGUACAAGAAGACCUUGGCUGAUUCUUCAAACUCUGGAUCUGUUUCAGAGGCCAAUGCUCAGUUCUACCAGCAAGAAGCCAACAAGCUGCGCCAACAGAUAGGCAUUUUACAGAACUCAAACAGGCAUUUGAUGGGAGAGGCUCUUAGCACUAUGACUGUUAAAGAACUCAAGCAGCUGGAGGGUAGAUUGGAGAAAGGCAUCAGCAGAAUUCGAUCCAAAAAGAAUGAGCUGUUGUUUGCUGAAAUCGAAUAUAUGCAGAAAAGGGAGAUAGACUUGCAAAACGAUAACAUGAUGCUUCGUGCAAGGAUAGCAGAGAAUGAGAGAGCCCAGCAGCAAAUGAGCAUGAUACCUGCAUCUGAAUAUGAGGUCAUGCCUCCUCAAUCUUUUGACUCUCGGAACUUCCUCCAAGUAAAUCUACUGGAACCCAACCACCAUUACUCUCGCCAAGAGCAAACAGCACUCCAGCUAGGUUAAUAUGGUCAAAGGACAUAUUUCUGGAGAGCAUUCUCUUUCUGUCUUUCUUCUUUUUGGGAGAGUCAGUAUCCUUCCCUGGUGAUAUCUACAGGCAUUUUGAGAAAGCUAAGAACCAGAGGUGGUGGAAUAACACAAACAAGGGUCUUAGCAUGCUUUCUAGUUAUUGCUAUGUUGUUAGAGAAGGAUGUUGUAAACCUGCUGUAUCUGAUGAACUCAGUAUUCCUACUUUUUUACUGUAUGAUUUAUUCUCAUGAUAAUGUGCAUGCAUGUCCCUAUGGACUUGUUACAAUAUUUAUA
Messenger RNA from Nelumbo nucifera (sacred lotus), 1015 nucleotides. Its product is annotated as agamous-like MADS-box protein MADS1. The record is from RefSeq and is a predicted model, not a curated record. Gene Ontology annotation, molecular function: DNA-binding transcription factor activity; protein dimerization activity; RNA polymerase II transcription regulatory region sequence-specific DNA binding. Gene Ontology annotation, biological process: positive regulation of transcription by RNA polymerase II. Gene Ontology annotation, cellular component: nucleus. NCBI's taxonomy places the organism in Eukaryota, Viridiplantae, Streptophyta, Magnoliopsida, Proteales, Nelumbonaceae.